This is a messenger RNA of Xyrichtys novacula (pearly razorfish), 9052 nucleotides long. Lineage: Eukaryota; Metazoa; Chordata; Actinopteri; Labriformes; Labridae. The record is from the annotation of a GenBank genome assembly.
CAGUCUUUAAAUGGCGUUAACUCUAGCAAGUCUUGUCAGCUGUCAUCAGCACGAUGACGCCUCGUGGGUGACAGGGGGAGCAUUGGGCGCUGAGGUGUGUCCGUUCGGCAGCCUCGUGCAGCAUGGACAGCGAUGACGAGAACUUAGAGGAGGUCGUGGAAGGUAAACAACACCUUUCUGUAGUUCUGUGUCCAGUAGACACACAAAAUAGGCUAUCUGCUGCGACUAAUCUCUGCGGUUAUAAAUUCCACUCUAAAUCUCCACGGUUCAGUCUGUCGGAAGGCCCGCGCGGUAACUCCAGACGCCCCGGACUUUAUUAAGCAGGGAACCCGCUUGGCAGGGGAGCUAGAACGGCCUGAGUGAUGUCAGGGUCUCGCUGAUGGUCCAGCUGCUGGAAGGCUGUAUCUGACCGUCAAUGUAGAUCAGGACGUGAACGGUUACGUUGGAAUUCCUUACGUUCUACUGCGCGUGCGUUCGAUUUUUGACAACAUUGAUCACAUUGUGUCCUUUAAUGAGGCGUGAUUUGUUGAUACACUGUAUCUACGGUAUGUGGUAUGUUGAUACACUGUAUCUAUGGACCGACUGAGUGUAACGUGAAUUAUCUCAUUCACUCAGGGCGGGUCAGUAAAAUGUUACCAGAAAUUAAUUAAUGUAAGCGUGUCACGUGACAGACUUAUGCUUUUUUUUGUGAAUGAAACUCCAGCAUAAAGGAGGAAAGAAGUUGAAAACGUGUCAGCUCUUAUAGCUGGGUCCAGACCCACAAAUCUGGGUGGGACUGGACGAACAAUGGUGGGUAUUAAUACUUCACUGACUGGAAGGGAGAGCAAGGGAGCAUUUGAAGUUAGAGUCUGACUGUUAAGUAUUACUGAAUAUUCCCACUUAUGCACACUAUACCUUUAACUUCACGUAAUUAUGACUCAAAAACAGACAAACAAACAACGAAACUCAGGAUGCCUCACCAACCCCCCCAAUGGCAGCAUGGCCUGUUGUAAUGUGGUUUAUCAGUGUCUUUUUUAUUUGUUUUCUGCACAAAAUCUUUCCCAUUAUCAAAGAAAAAUCAGCUUUGAGUCUUUGUAAAAAUCAAAAAUAUAUAUCAAUACCUGUUUGAAUACCAUAGCAACAAAAAGGAGAUGUGUAUGCUGUCUGUAUGUUCUGAUUUCUUACAAAUGUUGGUAUUUUAUGAGCAUCAAUAACUUUGGCGUGUGAAACUCAAUCAGCAAUCCACAGGCCAGGACUGAUGAAAAAUACGAAGGGACAUUAGGUGUCGUUCUUGUCUCCCUCCUCUGCUCUCUGUCUGGAACAGACAUAAAUAUAAUGUCUGUGUCCGUCUUUGAUGCUAAGAGGACAAAAAAAUUGUAUUUUCCAACCUUUGCAUAAGAAAAGUUAGCAGAGUAGUGAUUGUGAUGGAGGGCAGAGCAGAGACGCACACAGCAGGAAGGUGAGACCUCCGCUGCAAACAGACCUUCCUGCACACAUGUGAAAAGGUGUGGACAUGUCUUUAAGUGUGAAUGGUACAACAGUUAGAAAAUAUUUUUAUGAGUUUUUAUUAUAUUUAUUUUGCCACAUGAUUACCACCAGUAUGCUCUGACUUAGCUUGUGUCUGUACAGAUCACACUGCUGCUCCAUCUUUCACGUUCAGCUCUCACUGAUAGGGGGGAAAUGAUUUGAAAAUCAUUGUAUUCUGUUUUCCACACAAUAUUUUCCAAUGUCAUUGGAAUUGGGGUUUGUGUGAGCAUGGAUCUGUUUCAUUUUUCAUACACAGAACUUUGGUGCUUUGUGAUAGUACACAGGCAAGUCACAGCACUACAGCAGACUCACAAUUUAAAAGAGAGGGCUUGGUUUGGAAAGCUGGGCGGGUCAGCUGCUUUUUGAUCGAUGCACUAUCAAGACACUAUAUAUGUUACACUAUACAAGUAUGCCAUAUCAUCAGAUUUUUUUGUUUGUUUUGCUCAGGCUGGAUAUCAUUGCAAAUGGGGCCUGAUAGAGCCAGUGGGCCUGGAAUCUGACCCCUGUUUUUAAAGAUUUCUUAAGGGAGACAAAGUAAAAAAAAAAAAAAAACAGAUACUGCAGCUUUUAUAAGAGACAGAGUCCAACGUACUCUAUUUCAUAAAGUGAGCCAAACAGUAUUCAGAGUUUAACAGGGCAGAGGGAGAUUACAGAAACAAAGGAUGAGAGUCUGUAGACUGACAACUGAGAGGAGGCGAGAACACACUUAGUCAGAUCAAACCAUUUGAGCUCUGUGUGUUGUUGUGUCUGUGUAACUGGUGUCUGUGUGCACAUUCAGGCCCACUGGAUGAGGACGGUCAGCCUCAUGGGUUCUGCACAGUGACAUACUCCUCCAGCGAUCGUUUUGAAGGACACUUCACCCACGGAGAGAAGAAUGGAAAAGGCAAAUUCUUCUUCUUUGAUGGAAGGUACGGUGAAGGAAACACAAUAAAUAAAGGCACAAACCCUAGAUAAACUGACAUGAUUUCUCAUCAUUUGAUAGUUUGCACAAAUGUUUGAACUUUGUGCAAAAAAAUACAGAACGUGUUGAUCAAACUGGAGAAAUGUAUUUCUUUUGGUAAAUUAAGUGCUUACUUAGAGAUUUUAGCUGGCAAUAUAUUUAGAAAAAAGAUGAACAAGGACAACAAAAGACUUAAGUCUUGUUGUGCUAAAGGAAAACAACUUGUGGAUUAUAUCACAAUCUAGUACCGUAAUGUUAAUUUGCAACAAAGAGAUCAAUCUAGAGAGGCUGAGUCUCUAAGAAGUCAAAAUUGCAUCAUUCUGUGAGCGACUGCGAGCAAAUAUUUCAAUAAUAUCAGAAUAAUGUUGCUCAGUCAGCUCAUUGAAAGAUUCAGAGAACCUCAAACAUGGGGUCACUACAUUGAUAACAGAAGUGACUCUGUAGUGGAAAUCACUGCAUGAGCUCAGAAUCACCUCAGAAAACUGUUGUGUAUGUAAACACAUGUUUUGCUGCAUCUGCAAAGCAGGUUAAAACUGCACCAUGCAAAAUGGACACCACAGGUAAAUGUGAUCCAGAAAUGCUACUGCCUUUUCUUGGUCCAAGCACAUUUAAGGUGGACUGAGUGAAGUGGAAAACUGCUCUAUUAAAACUGGACUCUUUUCUUAAGAAAAAUAAAUAAAUAAAGUUAAGGAUAGUCUCAAAAGGAGAGGCUGCUGAAGAUUGUAUUCAGGUUUAUAGGCAUAUUCUAUUAGUCUAUAGGAGAAACUAUCUUAAAACUUUACUCUGUUUCACCACCUCAGGCUCAACCUAUUACUACAGUACUGUAGUGCCAAAGGUAGAUAGGAUAAUAGCUGUUAUUUUUAAUAGCUGCUCUUCCUGUGUGUGUGUGUUUCUCUGCAGCACCCUGGAGGGUUUCUAUGUUGACGAUGCUCUGCAGGGUCAGGGGGUGUACACGUAUGAGGAGGGUGGUGUCCUCCAGGGGACAUACGCGGACGGCGAGCUGAAUGGACCUGCUCAGGAGUUUGAUGGGGAGGGCCGCUUGGUGUUUAAGGGCCAGUACAAAGACAACAACCGCUGUGGGGAGUGUCGGGUUUACUACCCUGUGAGUUCACUCAGCACUGCAACACAACAACAUCUGUGUUUAACACAUUCAGCGGGAGGCCUCUGUCCUUCAAUGUCACUAACCGGGUGUCAAUGAAAGACAAUUCUGUGAAGCUGUGCCAGGUAACAAACUGUAUAAGAAUGGAAUAUGAUGAUGGAUAGCCACGGAUGUUUGAAAUCUGGGGGGAUAUUUUGAGGCAAAGCUACACAUUUGAUAACUUAUAGCUUCAAGACAACAGUUAAAACUAUAAUUCAACACUUUCUAGCCAACAUUACCAGUUGAUAAUGUCACACAAAAGGCUAUGCCAAAAAAAAAAAUCCUAGCUAACCAUACAAAAGAGCUAACGUUUUGCCAAAGACAAAUCUGAAAGUGUUGCAUGAUGUGAUAGGAAAGUGUAAGUUCAUUGUCAACAUUUUUGUUAGCUAGAAAUUAGCUUGAAUGCUCACGUUGGACAAACAGUUUCAACUUGAAAUAUGACUCGAUUUCACACCAGAUUUUCACCCUCCACUGUUAAUCAGCAUGUGAGAAUUUCAACAAUUACCCAGAUACUUAUUUGAUUCCAUAACAAAUCUGAAACACAACUGUACAACAUUAUUAGAAUCACAUACUCCCUCGUCACGCUCUGCUUCCUACCUGUGGAGCUCUCUGUUAAAGACUAUGAGGUGAGCUCAUCACAGUAAAAAACUGAAAAGAAAACCCUGCAGGACUAUCCAAUCAUUGCUGUUGUGCACUGAAAACAUGCAGCCCAAUGUUGGCAAGGGAUCAAAUACAAGCAACAGUGUUAUACUGAGUGUAUUUUCAGAAACUUCCUUGAAAUAGUAAGAAGAAGAAAAAGAACUUUAGUGAUCCCUGAAGAGAAAUUCAGUAAAUACAUAGAUAUAAAUUUUUCAAUGCACUGCAUUUUGUCUUGCCUGUAUUAUACCAUCAUACAUUAUACCAUCAAAAUAUCCUGUCUUUGGUGAAAACUGCACCAUAUACACGUUCUUAGGGAUGCACUCCACUGUUUCCAAUUUGCCUUUGCACAGAAUGGCAUGAUGAUAUAAUGUUAGUGAGUAAAAGGACAUCACACAAAUUUUCACAAUCCAUUACUAUGAGUACGCCAUCUAAAGUAAAUGGUUAUUGUCUUGGUCUUGCUCAUCCUGAUUUGCAUCAUCACUUCACAAUAUUUUGCUUUUUAUCUGGCAACCAAUAAAAGAUAUAAACAGGUUCUCACAAAAUGUUGAUUUUAUAGUGUAGUAAAAAGUGAGACGUGUGAAAUUUGGGACACAAACUUUAAAAGUCCACCUUAUUUGAGUUCCAGCAUUAUUCAGGCCUCUAGUCAAUCACAAUAUGUUGAACCUGCCUUUGUUAAACCAUGUAAACCAUGGGUUAACAACAGAGGAAACAGAUCAAAAGCGAAAGAUAACCUUUGUUGACAGUGUGUGUUGUGCAUGUUGGUGUGUACUGUGGUGAGUCCAGGAUGGAGGCUGUGUGUUUGGGGAGGUAAAUGAAGAUGGCGAGUUGACCGGUGAAUCUGUGGCAUACAUCUACCCUGACGGACUCACGGCAUUGCACGGGAACUUUGUGGACGGAGAGCUGAUCGAGGCUCGCUGUGCCACCCUGAUCCCCAAUCAGAGUGGAAGGCAACGCUUUGAAAUCACACCCAACAGUAAGUCACCGUGUCUCAAAUCAGAAAAUUAAUAAAGCUUUAAAAUCGUUUUGAAUUGUGUUAACAUAAUUAUGUUACGUUACUUUGUCUUCAGGCCCGGUUUACUCAUACGACAAGUCCACGUCCUCCUGUAUCGCAACUCACACUCUGCUGCCUGACCCUUAUGAGAGCAAAAUGUGAGAUUUUAAACUAAAUUAUGUUAGCAUGAUGUCAAAAUCACACAUACAGCAUCAGGACCAGAAUAAAACUUGCAGACUUGAGUGCUCCUCUCCAUAUUUUCACCAUAAUGUUUCUGUGCCAGGGUGUUUGUGGCAGACUCCAUGAUUAAAGGAGCGGGUCAGGGCCUAUUUGCCAAGAUGGACACUGAGACUAACACCGUGGUGGCCUUUUAUAACGGAGUACGAAUCACACACUCUGAGGUAUGACACACCUGGAAGGCACUACACUUGAAGUGUGCAUAAAAAAACAACCAUAAUCAGGAUAAACAAAGAGCUAAAAUCAUACAACUUGAUGCACAAACGAUUUAGAUAUUGUUGAAGUAAGAGAAGCUGAAAUGUUUAAUGCUGAACAAGUGGAAAAAGGUGAACAGAAGUGGAUCAUUAAAGAAAUAUUGAGCAUGAAGAAAAGGCUUAAAAUGUUAAAUACUUCACCAUAUGGUUAAAAUAACGUGUUAAUCGUUGAACUGUUAAUAUUAAAAUAAUGGAUGCCAGUCUUUGGUACCAAUUAAUAAUUAAAAUGUUUAGCCAAAAUAAAAAUAGCUGUUAAAAAAGUUUGCAUUAAUGGUAAACAGCUCAAAGUGCUGGCUGAACAGUGAAAAAACAGAGUUAAAUGUAACAAUUAAAAAAAAAAAAAAAAAAAAAAAAAAAGAGGCUAAGCUAUAGAUUUGAAUGAUUGGAUUAAAUAAAUAAAUAAGAAGUCAGAGUCAACGAAAAUUCUUUAAGUACUGAAUCAGAGUUAACAUUUGUUAAAUCACAGGUGCACAUUGUAAAGCAGCACAGACUUGGUAACAAUGUAAUGACAUAUCUAUAUGUAUAUCUUAAUUCGUGUAUAAUCAACUAUAUAUAAACAUUGUUUUGUUUUCAUCAACUUUUGGUGAAUUUCCACCAGGUGGUUUGGUUUGGUUUGGCACAGUUUGGUAUGCGUUGUUAUGGUUCAGUAUGGUUUAUUACAGUGAACCCUGCUCUUGUGUGUCUACAGCCAACUGUACUCUGGCACUUCACUCUGGAGGCAUGUUGGCUCUGUCUCACAGGCUGCAAAUCAAGACAAUAGACGGCUUGCCUAUUCUCCUUUGCAAACCACAUGCUGAUUUCAGCAGAAAUAUAUAUAUAAAUAUAUAUAAAUUAUAUUUAUAUAUAAUGGUAUUUAUAUAUAUAUAUUCAUGAUAUAUAAAUAAAAGUGUACAGAAUAAAGAUAUACGCUCUCCUUUUCAACAAGUUGUAUUGAAUUGGGCUCCAGCCUUUGGGGUUUGGUACCAAGACAAAGGGUUACUGACAGUAGGUUAAUACAUUAUGCUUAUUUGGAGAUUUUUCCCAACUUUCGGAAACUGAUAACUGUGUACCGAACUGGACCGGAAACUAGUUUGGUUCAGAGACCUUUUUGUUUUCAGUGAGUGGCUGCAUGACAUGGACCGGUCUAGAAGAAGAAUGGUUGUUAUUUUGCAUAAAAUGAUUUGUACUGAUAGACAUUUUGAUGGUAAAAGUUGUACAAAUGAAGCAUCUUUGGAGCUUUUUGUCCUUGAAGGCCACCAUUGCUUCACAGACAGAGGGGGUGAGCAAGAGAGCAUUUCAAUCCAGAGUCUGAUAUUGCUGAAUAUUUGUUGUCUUUCAUUGAAAAGCAGAACAGCUGAAAUAGCUUAAAAAAUGAACAUGAAGAAGAAAAUCUGAAGUUCAAAUAAAAUAUAGUCCAAACACCAAGCUUAUAAUAAAAGUCACAAAUCGGUUUAAAAUCGUUAACUGUCAGCUUAACUAUUAAACUAGCCUAAAAUGAUGUGAUCAGUUUUAAUUCGUCAAAGGAAGAGCAUUUUUUCUCCACCUUUUACAUUCAUCUGUAGUUUUUAGAUUACUUGUAUUGUUUUAACCCUCUUUCUUUUUUUUUUUCUUUUUUCUUCAUUGACCAUGUGGCGCCCUUAGGUGGACAGCAGGGACUGGUCACUGAACGGAAACACAAUCUCACUGGACGAGGACACUGUGAUUGACGUCCCGCAGCCGUUUGACCAGAUGGACAGAUACUGUGCAUCUCUUGGCCACAAGGCGAAUCACUCCUUCACCCCUAACUGCAAAUAUGACCCGUGAGUACAAAGAGAGAACAAGACCGCACAUUGUAGGACUUGCGAAAGGCUUUUUUUUUUUCUGAAUGCCAAAGGUCAUCUUUAAUUUACUGGUCCAGGAUAAUCAGUAUAGUGGCGAGUGUUUGGUGUGUCUAACAGAAUACACUUUGAAAAUCCUACAUCACCAAAGAAAUACAUAUACAAUAAUCACAGAAGACUGCACCAACCACAAUUCACAAGGAACUUCAUGCACUAAAUCCACAUAUGCAUGACCUCUCAGAUGAAAUCACUGGCCAGGUCAGUUUUGUGUUUUUUUUGUAAAUUCAUGCACGAGCUGCCCAUUCUUUACAGUGAUGACGUCAGAUUUAGAGUGCAUGAAAUCGUAAUGCUCACCUACCACUAAACUGAGGAGAAGACUCUUAACAUGUUACCAUAGUAACUUACUAAACUAAACUAAACUAAACUAGAUUGUCUUUCCAGGAUUAAUGCCAGUUAUAUUUAAAGUCAAAUACUUGACUUUAGGGAUGGUUUUAUCAGCGUGAUGUGAGUUUUAAGGAGUAAUGUUUAAUUUAAAUACUGACAUUUAAAUAAGAACUAUUAGGGAAAUGUGCAGCUCAUCAUCCAAUUAUUUGGAUGAACAUUUGAAUAAUUGUUAACGAUUUCUUACUCUUAUUUUAUUUGGACCAUCAGUUUCAAGACUUACUCUAACCCAACAGCCAGACCCAGACAAGAAGACCAUAAAAUCUCACCAUUUAGUUUCAAACAAAUUAUCUAAGGCAGAAUUCAGUGAAGUUAGGUUUUAGAAAAUGGAUGUUUUUAUUUUGUUUUUGCUGUGGACAGGUUUAUCCACCCUCGUUUUGGGCCAAUCAAGUGCAUCCGAACCCUGCGGCCUGUGCAGAAAGACAAGGAGCUGACUGUUGCUUACGGCUAUGAUCACGAAGCUACAGGGAAGAACGGCCCUGAGGCCCCUGACUGGUACAAACUGGAGCUGAAGGACUUCCAGCAGAGACAGGCGGCCUCCAGUGGGCAUUAAAACACCCCCUUGACUGUGUGACCUCCUUGAAAGACUCCUGCAGCAUCAUGGCACUUAAACACCCACAGUUUGAUCUGAAAGGAGGAAGAACUAUGCAACAAGAUUAGUUAUUUGAGACAUUAUCCCGACUGGAGGUGCUGCUCUGUCUGUUAUGAUCACUGUCUUCUUCUUUAAACAUGGAAAUCUAAAUCAAGAUUAAAUGUUUGGUGCUUAUUAUUAAGGAUAUGCUGAGAAUCUGUUACAGUUUGAACUUCAGUUACCUCUGUAUCAAAUGUUUCAACAGUUUUCCCAACAAGGCUCAGUAUUUAUUUAGAUAGCUCAAUCUGCACAUUUUAAACUUAACAGACCUAUUUACCUAAUGUAAAGCAUGAACUGUUUACCUUACUAAUCUAUUUAUUAUAUCUGAAGAUACUACAGUGCUGCAUUAACUGACUGAAUAUAAUAAGUCCUCUAGUUGAUAUAAGACAGACCUACAGAGCGAUUGUUACACUUUUCUAACCAUGUUAUCUGACAUAAUAUACUGCCAAAUAAAGUCAUACAGUUGAAAAGCAAAUUUA